UUGCAAGAUAAAAAUUAUCAUUCUCUUAGCCUACUUUCUUUCUUCACUCUUUUGGAUUGUUUUUCUUUACAUAGUCAAUCAAACUUCGAACUGUCCGUGGGUUUCCGAGCUCUAUAAUUCUCUCAUACCGAGCACAAAUCUUUGCUUGAUCAUUCUUUGGACUAGAAAGGUUAAUGAUGAUGACAGUUUCAAUGUCAAUGUGCAAAGAAAUGGUGUCUUUACUGGACAUAAGUUCUGGGGUGCUGAAAUCGGACUUCUUUAGUCCUAGGAGACAUAAAGAAAAGGUUGUGAUCCUAAUGGGAGCAACCGGAACAGGAAAAUCGAGGCUCUCCAUUGAUCUCGCAACCCGAUUCCCAGCAGAAAUUAUAAAUUCGGAUAAGAUACAAGUCCACGAAGGGCUUGACAUAGUUACCAACAAGAUCAGUGAGGAAGAGCGGAGUGGGAUUCCGCACCAUUUGUUAGGUGUAAUAAGUCCCAACAUAGAUUUUACAGUGACGAAUUUCGUGGACAUGGCUUCGCGUGCCACAGCUUCGAUCGUGUCCCGCAGCCAGCUUCCGAUCAUAGCCGGCGGCUCGAAUUCAUACAUUGAGGCUUUGGUCGAUGACGAACGGUCUAGAUUCCGGUCGAAAUACGAAUGUUGUUUCCUUUGGGUAGAUGUGGCAAUGCCAGUGUUACAUCAAUAUGUAUCAGGGAGAGUAGAUAAGAUGGUUGAAAAUGGGAUGGUUGAUGAGGCAAGAAGCUUCUUUGAUUACAAUGCAAAUUAUUCAAAGGGGAUUAGGAAAGCUAUCGGAGUCCCCGAAUUUGACCGGUACUUCCGAGCCGAACCGUUUUUAGACAAAAGACAACGUGCUAAACUGCUGCAAGAAGCAAUCCAAGAAAUCAAAAGAAACACUUGCAGAUUAGCUUGUCGUCAAUUCGACAAGAUUCAGCGGUUGAGGAACAAGAAGAAUUGGACGAUACACAGGCUCGACGCCACCGAAGUGUUCCUCAGGCGUGGAAAAGGAGCUGAUGAGGCGUGGGAAGAGCUUGUAGCUGAUCCAAGUACAGAGAUAGUAGCACAAUUUCUAUGUAACAUCGGCUCAGGAGCACUGCUCAGUACUAGUCCUGCCAUUGAGUUCCUUGUGGUAUAAUGCUGUAAAAUCAUAUCUGACCCAGGAAUAACUAGUAAAGCCACAGAUCUCAAUGUUAAUAAACUUAAAAUAAUGAAGAUAUGCUACUUAAUGGAAGUCACUUUUGGUGAAAAAGAAAUAGAUACUUAGAUUUCAUGGCCUCUGUCAUUUAAUGAUAUGAAAGCAUUUUUGGUUUUA
Molecule: messenger RNA, 1307 nt
Organism: Gossypium raimondii (Peruvian cotton)
Lineage: Eukaryota; Viridiplantae; Streptophyta; Magnoliopsida; Malvales; Malvaceae
Product: adenylate isopentenyltransferase 3, chloroplastic
Exons: 2
Coding region: 174-1130 (318 amino acids)
Biological process (GO): tRNA modification; cytokinin biosynthetic process
Cellular component (GO): mitochondrion
Molecular function (GO): tRNA dimethylallyltransferase activity
Source: RefSeq, a predicted model, not a curated record